UAUUGACAAAAAAUGUGAACAUGCAAAAGACCCUGAAAUGUGCGCUAUGGACUCUGGCAAACCGAAUAUUGGGAGGAAGCAAAAAACCAAAAGAAAGCAUCUUACACAAGAAAGUGACAGUCUCCAAAAUGAACAACUAUGCCACAUUGCAUCAAACCAGAAUAAGCAUACAGUGACAAAUAAAGAAACAGACUCAGUUGGGAUUGAAAAAGAUGCAUUUGGAGACACCAUGGAAAAAGAAUACACCACUCUUGAAACAGUGACAUAUGUUUCUGACCAUGAAGAUUUUGAUGGCAUUAUUUCAAAUGAAGAAUAUCCUUCUUUCAUACAAACUAUUGAGGAUUCUGAUUUUUCAAAUGUGUCAUCUGUGUUAUCCAAUACUUGUAGAACACCAAAUCCUGAAGUUUCUUGUGUGUUUGAAAUUCCUUCCAAUUCUGAGGUAGCCAAUGAUAAUGGUGAAGACUUACAUUUUUUUAAAGAUUCCUUUGUGGAAUACAACUCUAUCAUGAAGUUGGGAAUGCAAGACAUUGUCCACAAUUUGGAAAGUUUAAAUAGCAAUGUGCAAAAAAUGGUUCAGACACAGGAAGACAUGUUUUUAAAUUUCAAAAACACACUGGGCUCAAUUGCCAAUUCUUUUAGUAUUUUAGUAGAUUUAAAGGCUCAGAAAUAUAAUGCAGACAAUGGUUCUAACUACACCUUGAAAAAAACUUUUACCAAUUAAAUUAAUGGCGAGUGUGGGGCUCCGGAAGGAGAAUUGGCACAAGAUACCGAGAAGGUGCUACCUAAAAAAUUGACGAAAAAAAAAAACAUAGGAAACUUUUUAAAAACAGAGUCAUGUUUUAUUGAGCAUGUCUGCCUUAAAAGUUUAUUGUGGCUAAAUUUGAAAAUCCACAAAGUUUGAGAAGGAAUUCAUAACACACAGUUAAUUUGCCUGAGAUUUUGUGCCUAACAAUAUAUUAAUAUUAUGAGGUUGAGCACAUAAGUUUUUUCUAAUUUGAUGUUUGAACCUGUUAAAAAUUAAUUUGUUAUGUAAAGUUUCAGGAUACAAACUUCACUAUGUACCAGUGCUGAGCAUUACUGUUUAAAAAUCAGUAUGAAACGACCUCAAACUAUAGGGGGAAAACAUGCCGGUUCAUAAGAGUAAAAUAUUUCUAAAAUGGACAAAACUAUGUGCACUGUAGGGGUAGCAGAUAUAACGUGCAGAGUGUGGAAAAUUUGUGUAGGGUUCAAACUGUAUAUCAUAAUGCUGAUUUAAAAUACAUUAGAUAGGAUUUCACCAGCACACAUACACUCUAACACCAGUGUCGCACGCAGACGGGGUUUGUGAGUACCUGGAAGACCCCCCCUGAUGACCCAAGAUUUCAUUUUGGAGUAGGAGACAGCUUUGUCUGGGUCUAAGCAACAGCCACAUCCGCGAUUGCUGAGCUGCAGCAGCAAGAGAGAGCUGUGGAGCUUUCUGCUUACAGAAUGUGCCGGGGGAUCUGCUGGCUGAGCAUGCUCAGCACCAGCAGCUCUCUCCAUCCUCACUCUGCCGUCCUUCUGCUCCCAGGCCCUGAUAGAUCAUGUAUUGUAAGUUUGCAUCCAGUGUUUGUGAGCAAUUGUCAUGUUUAUAUGUGCAUUUUGCCUGUGGGUUUGUGCACUGGUGUAUGUACAGUAUGUAUGUAUGUAUGUAUGUAUGUAUGUAUGGAUGUGUACUUGUAUAUGUGUGUGUGGGUUUGUGUAUAUAUAUGAAUGUGGUUUGUAUGUAUGGAUGAAUGUGGUACGAAGGAUGUAUGUAUGUAUGAAUGUGGUAUGAAGGAUGUAUGUAUAUAUAGCGUAGUUUUUUCCGGCACUCCAAAUAAUAAAUACAACAUACUGCGGUGCCCUUGUAAGCUUAGCAUAAGAUGACAUUUGUA
This is a messenger RNA of Pseudophryne corroboree (corroboree frog), 1895 nucleotides long. RefSeq lists its product as uncharacterized. The transcript has 4 exons. The record is from RefSeq and is a predicted model, not a curated record. NCBI's taxonomy places the organism in Eukaryota, Metazoa, Chordata, Amphibia, Anura, Myobatrachidae. Bases 38 to 721 code for a protein of 227 amino acids.